Electrophorus electricus (electric eel) is the source of this 4284-nucleotide messenger RNA. It is a transcript of the gene tedc1, whose product is annotated as tubulin epsilon and delta complex 1. NCBI's taxonomy places the organism in Eukaryota, Metazoa, Chordata, Actinopteri, Gymnotiformes, Gymnotidae. The record is from RefSeq and is a predicted model, not a curated record.
CAUCAGCGUCCCCCACGACACGCAUAUAUGGACUAUGAAUCAAAAAUGCACCCAGAGAAGAACGUUAAAGUCAAAGAAGUGAUCACGACACUUUUAAAACUUCUCUCGGCUGUUGGCAUUGGGCCGGUACCAACUGCUGAAACGUUUAGGCGAGCCAAAUUCAACAAGACGGAGGCGGCACAAGACUUAUGGAGGUUACUUAAUACUCUCCUAAUGAAGGUGUUUGUACAGGACCAUGAAUGCAAAGAGGCAGCAUACCCAGACUUAGAUUCACAGUUCAGGUUUGUGAGUAGUGCUCUGUGGCACAGCGGUUAUAGGGGCUGGUGGGUGGCAGGACCCCGGGCCUGUGGGAGUAGACAUGAGGUUGGGAGCAGAGACUUGCUGCUAGCCUUCGGCUGGGUGAUGGCUUCAGGGAACUUGCUCGUGUCCUUGUUAGGAGAGAAGGGUCUGGAAUUAGAGCUGCUCUCAUCUGCUAAGGGUAUGCAUGGUCUGGAGGACCUGGCGCUGGAUUUAUGCGCGUGUGGCAUGGAUGGAGCAUCAUGCAGACAAGAUGUGAGGACCCUGCAGUGGCAGUAUGGUAAACUGAGGCUGCAGUGGCGGAGUCUUAUAGCAACCCAGCAAGAGCAAGCCAAGCUUACACAUAAGGUUUUCUCCAAUCUUGGUUCCUCCUCCAUAUCUGAGGCCAGUGUUGUUGAUAUUCCUGAUAUCCCAAGAUCCACUGCACUUGACAAGGAUCUGGAGCACAUACAGUGUUUGAAUGGAAUACUUGAGGCAUAUUUGGAAUGGAACGUUGUGGAACCAUUGUUCUGGUGCUGGAUGGACAGUGUGAUCGAUGGCUGCCUUUCAGAACGGUGCAUUGAAGGGUCUAAUGAUAUGCCACAAGGGACAGAGACUGUCACACAUAGCUGUUCCCAUGUCAACAAGGCCAGGAGAUCUGUUAGACAUCUAGACAAGAUGCUGCUGAGACUACAAACAGAGCUCAGACGAGUAGAGCCGACAAGACGCGCUCUUACACAGGGCAGGCACGCAGUGGCAGCCCAGCUCUCCCAUGAGCAGAAAGGGAGGGUAGAAAAAAGAGUGGCCACCUGCUUACAAGGUCUGUUUCAGGCACACGCCCCCACAGCCACCUCAAGAGGCUUCAUACCGUACCUCCAUGGGCCACAGGUCUCCAGGUCAACUCAUCAGUCCCAGAGCAGCGACCCAGGUCAGGCAGUGGCCUCAGGAAUGCUCUGGGCUUCGGCAGCAAUAAGGGAGCUGGGGGAAAGGAAGGCUGUGCUGGAGUGGGAACUGGAGCUGCUUAGGCACAGCCAAAGAAAGGAGAUGGAAGUCAGUGCCAGUACACAGGAAGGACUGUUGCUUGUUCCGCCACUCAAGAGAUGACACAGGCAUACACUCACAUACACGCAUGCGCAGCAGUCCUGGAGGCAGGUUCUCAUUAAAUCAUUUAGUGCCAAGAUGGAAGACACUCUAAAGACUACUAGGGAUAUAAAAUUAAUUUAUAAGAGAAAAAAGCAGGAAUUUUAGGAUUUCUUUCUUUCAGUCUAUUCAUUUGUUUAUUUAAAAGCAUUACAAAUCGUUAAAAAAAAACUUGUUUACUUAAUUCAUAGCCUUGACAGUCUUUACAUUUUCACUUUGUAAAAAAAAAAAAAAAAGAUCUUGGGAAAAGGUUUAAAAAAAACCAAACAAAACCUAAAAAGGGUAACCUCAACGAAAGAACCUCUAACUGACUCCUAUAGACCUGUGUGCCUGUGUGAAAGGCACUUUUUUAUUGUGAGCAUUUUUGGAUAAACAAAAGAAUAGACUAGGGUAUCUGAAGUAAGGCAUGGUUUUUGUAUAUUUCCUGCUCAUUUUCCCAUGAAGUUUUCACAGAAUUCGGACAAUUCUGCUACAAAGAUUCUAGUGUUGAUAUACAUUCUCAGAAAUGUGUGGAUUCCUCCUACUAAAGCUAGGACACUUAUUACUACACAUAAACAAAUAUGUAUUUGGAAAGUUGUGAACAAACUAGGGUAGCGAGACAAUACUAGUGGUAGGACAAGUCAAAGAUUUCUGCGUGGGUGGUAGGAUUAAGAGAUUAAAGGAAGUCAUUUUUAGCGCUGAUUUUCAUCAGGGUUAUGAGCAUAGUGUCAAUCCUGGCGCUGUACAGAGCAUGAAGAGAAAGCAUGCUAAAAGGAUUUGCCAUUCCUGUCAAUAAUUCUGGCUUCCUCUGUUAGGGCCAGUUCUGCAGGACUGUUUAUAUCAUGAUGCUUUUUGCAUUUAAAUGCACUGGCUUCUAUAUAUUUUCUCCCUCUCUUUCUCUUGUUUGCUUGUGUGAGUGUCCUCAAUUAACACACUUAUGCUGCUAGCAUUUAGGAAUGAGUUUAUAAAUCCUUUUUGUUUGGGAAUGAGAUCUGUCGUGUGCACAACUCUAUUCCAGUCUAACAUGUUAGCUAUGAUUUUGCCAGGAAGUCGUCCGUAAAUGGCAAUCAUGUCAUAACAGCAUUCUUCCUUAAUGUGAUGGAUCAUUACAGCAAGACCUAAUACCUCUUAGAUAAUAUUAUUGUUUGUCACCCACUUAGCCUUGGUGAUGCAUUUUCUUUUAGAGGCAAGCAAAACACAUUGCAUUUAGAAGGAAAAAGCAAAUAUUUUGUCUUGUAAAUGUCCUUUAAUUGAUUAAUUGUGUACACUCUGCUCUGACCCUUUUUAUGUUGUUCCCUACUUGUGAUGAUUUUUAAUACAUUUUGAACUUUAACUGGAUGCUUGAAUUAGACUUGGGAAAGCAUUCAGUUGGAUAGUACAGCUGGGGUCCUCAGACAUGGGUACCGCUGAUUUAGAACAGUGAUCAGUUGGGAAAAGCAGUCAUACCUUGAUGGCCACUAAGUGAUUUCUUAAUCGCUUCACAAAUUAAAUCAGGUGUUGGAAUAGCAGUAUAGUGUAAAUUUACACCCCCGGUCGAGAAAACAGUUUAAUGUCUAUACCAAGAGCCUGUGAAGCUGGCAACACAAGUACAGAUGCACUCCUGGGAUUAUUCCCAUUAUUUAAUUAGAUGUGAGACAUGGUGUCUCUAAUCCAGCCAAUUAGGAGACUGUGCAAUUGGAAUCAAAAUGACUAGUAGACAGUUGAGCUGCUAGCUCCACCGCCACUGUCCACUCAGCAUAGAUCUACAUUAAGUGCUUCACCUCUCUCACACUGUCUGUCAAACCGGCAGAUGGCCAUGUCUGUUUUAGUGCCAGUACGCCAUUAGAAAAGGCCAAGUUCUCAUGUGAGAAUGGAUGCUGCAAAUGAAAGCACUCCCUCAUGGGAUCUUGUAGGCAGGGAUUUAGCAUUCCUGCAGACAUAGCAAGUGCAAUCCUGUGCUUCCUGAUUUAGAUAAAAGAUCAUUAGAACAUGCUCCACUGCACGUGGUCCUCUAGAGAAGAACAAGGGAAAGAAAUGAGCUGAUUUAGCUCAUCAGCUGAUUAUGAAGGCCUUUGUGAGCUUAAUCAGAUGUGCUAGGGCUAUAGACAUGGUUUGAGUUCAAACUUUGCAGUACUUCUGACGAGGUCAAGACUCCUACUGCAAAAGUCAGACAAAUGAGAUUCAGGUUUGGUAUCUACACCAAAGACCUCAUCAACUCUGCAGCAUUAACAUUUCCAAAGAAUGUCGUGACAGUGCAUCUCUUUAACUGCCUGUUUUUUCCUCUCCACCUCAUCCUGCAAGAAUGGGGAAGAGAGGCAAGUACUGAUACCUCACUGCCUCGUGGGAAAUUUGCCUGCUAUCAGCACAUGGAGAGAUGCAACAGACUAAUGAACAGAGCUGCAGGCUGGGUGAUGGGUGGCGGAGGGCUGAAAUCUUGCUGUCAUUUUCUCUUGGAGCUGCAGAAGUGCAUUUUACUUUUCAGUACCACAGAUGGUGACAGCAAAGAAAAUGAAGAGCUUACCACAGGCUGCCGGCCUAAACACCACCAGAAAUUAAUGUCAUAUAUUAGAAUUAAUUGCACCUUGACUGGGUAAUAAUACAGAUAAGGAAGCAGGAAUAGAAGGUAAGAAGAACAAUGUGUUGAGUUCAGUGCGUGCAGGUAAUCUGAUGUGUCAAUUUGGAGUUGUCGAAUAGCUUUAGAGCUAGAAUCUAUGACCAGUUUUAAACAACUAAACGAUGUUUCUGAGUCCUGUCUUCAAGAAAAUAUUCAAUUAUAAAUUAUAAAAUGUUUAGCUCUUGUCCUUUCUUUUGUACUUCUUUCAGUAUAUUCCUCCAGCCAUAGACUUUCACUCCUGACCCUAACAAAGGGGACACACACACCCCCAAUUAUACCCAGUAGGUACUGAUUUU